Eublepharis macularius is the source of this 3653-nucleotide messenger RNA. RefSeq names its product pyruvate dehydrogenase kinase 3 (gene PDK3). Gene Ontology annotation, biological process: regulation of glucose metabolic process; protein phosphorylation. Lineage: Eukaryota; Metazoa; Chordata; Lepidosauria; Squamata; Eublepharidae. Gene Ontology annotation, molecular function: pyruvate dehydrogenase (acetyl-transferring) kinase activity. Gene Ontology annotation, cellular component: mitochondrion. The transcript has 11 exons. The coding region runs from base 286 to 1506 and encodes 406 amino acids. The record is from RefSeq and is a predicted model, not a curated record.
CUGGGCCCAGCGAAGCAGCCGCAGGCGAGGACGAGUCAGCUUACUGCUCGCCGCAGUAUUAGGGCAGGGAGGGCGAGCGUGCUGGCCGCUUGCGAUGAGAGGGGGCGGCUACGCCGGCUCAUGCCGCCCCCGCACUCUAGCUUGACUGUGGAGUGCUGGGCCGUUGUGACAGGCGCGAGGGCCGCCCCGCCCCGGUGUUUGUGUGCGUGAGCCUCUGCACGCGCCUGGCGGUUGCUCGGCCGGUUGUUCUGAGGCCCGUCUUCACCCGCCCUUCCUUUUCUCGCCAUGAGGCUGUGCGGGGCGCUCCUGAAGAGCCCCAUCCCCAAGCAGAUCGAGUACUAUUCCCGCUUUUCCCCGUCGCCGCUGUCGAUCAAGCAGUUCCUCGAUUUCGGGCGUGAUAAUGCAUGUGAGAAAACAUCAUAUAUGUUUCUGCGAAAAGAACUUCCUGUGCGGCUUGCUAAUACCAUGAGAGAAGUAAAUUUAUUGCCUGACAACCUGCUGAAUAGACCUUCAGUUAAGCUAGUCCAGAGCUGGUAUAUGCAGAGCUUUAUUGAGCUUUUAGAGUAUGAAAAUAAAACCCCUGAAGAUCCACAUAUUCUAGAUAAUUUCUUAGAUGUCUUGAUUAAAGUCAGGAACAGACACAAUGAUGUUGUUCCUACUAUGGCCCAGGGAGUGAUCGAGUACAAGGAAAAAUACGGCUUUGACCCUUUUGUGAGCAGUAACAUCCAAUAUUUUCUAGAUAGGUUCUACACCAACCGCAUCUCGUUCCGCAUGCUUAUAAACCAGCACACAUUGCUUUUUGGUGGGGUUACUAAUCCUGCUCAUCCCAAACAUAUUGGGAGUAUUGAUCCUACUUGUAAUGUGGCGGAUGUGGUAGAAGAUGCUUUUGCAACGGCUAAAAUGUUGUGUGAGCAGUAUUACCACGUAGCACCAGAACUGGAAAUUGAAGAAUUCAAUGCUAAAGCACCAGGCAAGCCUAUUCAAGUAGUCUAUGUACCAUCACAUCUGUUCCAUAUGCUUUUUGAAUUGUUCAAGAACUCAAUGCGAGCUACAGUGGAAUUAUAUGAAGGUAAAAGUGAAGGCUAUCCACCAGUUAAAACCUUACUUACAUUAGGUAAAGAAGACCUCUCAAUCAAGAUAAGCGAUAAAGGGGGUGGUGUGCCUCUGAGAAAAAUAGACCGUCUAUUUAACUACAUGUAUUCAACUGCCCCCAGACCUAGUUUGGAGCCAUCAAGAGCUGUACCUUUGGCUGGAUAUGGGUAUGGUCUGCCAAUCUCUCGUCUUUAUGCAAGAUAUUUUCAAGGUGAUCUCAAACUGUACUCAAUGGAAGGUGUGGGAACUGAUGCUGUAAUUUAUUUGAAGGCUCUUUCCAGUGAAUCAUUUGAAAGACUGCCAGUUUUUAAUAAGUCAGCCUGGCGACAUUACAAGACUACACCAGAAGCUGAUGACUGGAGUAACCCUAGCAGCGAACCUCGGGAUGCUUCCAAAUAUAAAGCUAAUCGAUAACUUGCCAAUUUUUUCUAUCGUGAUGAUGACACCUGCAUUUGGAAAUGAGUCUCUGCUUUGUUCCAAAUUCCUCUAAUCAGAAGUAGCCAAUUAUUUCCAUAGAAAUACCUGUUGUAGGACUGAAAUAGCAAGAACAGAGGGGACUGUAAAAGACUGACAUGAAGCAUUUUUGGUGUGAGUGAGUUAUUGUAACUACUUUGCCAAAACAUGCGUGAUAAGUUUGGUCACAAAUGAAAAAAUGGUUGCACUGUGACUGCACUUAGAUGAUACUAUUGUAUAGCAAAAGGGUGAGGUUCUAUUUUUAAAGAUGAGUUUCUAGUCUUAGGUAAGAAGUGGCAAAAUUGUUUUUUGACUCCUUGUUUGACAGUAACCAGCAAUAUGAUAUAACAAAUUCUUAUGUAGCUUAAUGUGUGCUUAGGAAACUCACUGUGCUGCAUUUUUAUAUGGCACAAUGUCAUCAUUAUAUUAGAAAAAACCCAGGAUCUUCAGUCCUUACCAUCAGCAUCAAUAUAUAUAUCGUUCUUCUAAUUGUCGUUCUUUAAAAUGAUUUUUUUUGGCCAUUUCAUUCUUGUAAAGCAGUGAAACUUCCAAUUUGUAAUAGGCAUCCACCUUAAUUGUGGAUUUGAAAAAAACUUUUCCUUCUAAGCCAACUUCAGUAAGGAAAAAUACCAAGCCAGUCAGGUUUGUAUAACUGGAAAAAAAUUCUAAUUGAUAAAGAUCAGUGGCCAUUCAGGUUGCAUCAAACAGCCCUUGUUUUAGACAAGCCCUCCAAGAAAACAGCCAGCCAGUUUGGCUUUAAGUUGCAGAAUGUUGAAAACCAUUUAAUAUUAAAAUGGAAUAAUUUGCAAAAUGGUAAAAAAAUAAAGACUGUUUGAAGAUUUAGAGCCUCAGAACAUUGGAUUUAGUGAGACAUGAGUUAAAAUAGCUAUCUAAAAUCAUAACAGGAGAAGGAAACUUUGUACUAAGUGGAAACAAAAGGUUCAUGUUGAAAACUAGAAAAAUGAUUAAAUGAACUUUUGCCUCCAAAAUUAUCGAUCUAUAGAAAAUGUGAUUUGGGAAGCAGUCAGGGAAAUUCUGGUAAAAUCCUUUCACAACAGUGAAUCUGGAAUUGACAGAGGGUCAAUGGAACACCAAGACAUACUUCUCCAUAUCUUUGUGUUGUAUUUUUAUGUGCGAAAUGUUGACAGUAAGAGACUAUGAACAAAAAUUCUGUUGAACACUAUUUGGUCUGUUAUUACAAUUACUUUAAUAUUUUAAGAAGAUGGUUCAAGCUUCCCUUCAAUUCAUUAUUGGAAUAUAGUAAAAUGCUUUAUUAGCAAGCAGAGUACCCCAAUUUAGCUUGCACUGGAUAUAUGCAUGAUUCCUAACCAUGUGUGUAAAUGUUUACAGUAUUGGCACCUAUAUAUGUAUGUUUUUCUAAGCAGCAACAUCAAAUUUUACCCUCUAAAAAUCAAAUUUCUGUGGAAGGAAUUUAUCUGCAUUUUCAGUGGCCUAAUGAUUUCAUUAAAGGAACAUAUGUGUUAGGAUGGAGGUCAAAUUAAUAGAAUUACAAAAUAUAAUAACUAUAUAGAAAUAUGACCAACACUUAAAACUUCCAGUUUGUAUAGAAUGUGUAAAGGCUGCCACAUCCUGUCAUGGCACCUAAGUCUGAUAAUAAGAUGGAUAGGAUUUGCAUCAAUAAAACAUCAGUAAUUCCAUACCUGUUAACUUAAAAGGAAUAGGCUUUCAAAAUCCCAUGUUAUGGUCAUUAAGAUAUAGAAUCAUUAGGGUUGGAAGGGAUCUCCAGGGUCAUCUAGUCCAACCUCCUGCAUAAUGCAGGAAAUUCACACCUCUUCCCCCCACACACACCUAGUGACCCCUGCUCCAUGCCCAGAAUAUGGCAAAACACCAUCAGGAUCCCUAGCCAAACUGGCCUGGGGAAAAUUGCUUCCUGACCCCAAAGUGGCAAUCAGCAUUACCUUGGGCAUGUAAGAAGGGGCCAUGAGAACUAAGCACUUUUGUAACCCUUCCUGCCCUUCCUCUCGUGAUCUGCCUAGGUUCACAGAAUAUACAUUUAGAUAAAGUUCAAUUUGGUAACAGAUGCAGUUGUAUCAAAUUACCUGUGUCCAGGGCCAUUUCCACAUGCUUUUAAAGAGAUGGGCCACUUA